Micromonas pusilla CCMP1545 is the source of this 411-nucleotide messenger RNA. RefSeq lists its product as uncharacterized. The annotation marks the transcript as partial. The record is from RefSeq and is a predicted model, not a curated record. The transcript is spliced from 2 exons. NCBI's taxonomy places the organism in Eukaryota, Viridiplantae, Chlorophyta, Mamiellophyceae, Mamiellales, Mamiellaceae.
CUCGAGUACGCCACGCUCCGAGGGAUCCAAUUGAUCGACGUGACCGCGGACGUUCGCGCGCGCGUCAAGGCGGCGGGGAUCGAGAACGGCGUCGUGAACGUCCUCUCGCGGCACACGACGACCGCGGUGACGAUCAACGAGGCGGAGGGUCGCCUCAUGGACGACGUCCGGCAGUACCUGACCAGGCUGGCGCCGCCGGGGGAUCCAUACCUCCACAACGACCUCCACCUCAGGCGCGUCCCGGUCGUCGAGCCGGAGAACGCGCACUCGCACCUCCUGUCGAUGUUGAUAGGCAACAGCGAGACCAUACCGGUCGUGGACGGCGAGCUCGCGCUCGGGACGUGGCAGAGCGUGAUGCUGGUGGAGUUGGACGGGCCGAGGACGCGAACGCUCGGCGUGCAAGUCGUCGGC